CCGAGUCUGAAACCCAUCAUCGGGUCUCAGGUUCCCUCUGGUGUUUGGAACUCGUAUUCCCCCCUGGUCCUGGUCAUGGCGGCUCAGGUCCGUGCUCUGGUGUCCGGGCAGUGGCUUGCAGAUGCCGUCAGGUCUAACCUCGUCGGACCCAAACUUCGCAUCCUCGACUCUUCGUGGUAUUUACCGAAGUUUAAGCGGGAUACGAAAGCAGAAUUUGCCCAGCAGCACAUUCCGGGCUCGUUGUUUUUCGACAUAGACGAAUGUUCGGACAAGAGCUCAGCGUUCGAUCACAUGCUGCCAACUUGCAGCGACUUCUCUCAGUAUGUCGGAGAUCUGGGCAUCGGGAACGACACGCACGUAGUUGUCUACGACACCAGCGACUUUGGCUCGUACAGUGCGCCGCGCGUGUGGUGGAUGUUCCGGCUGUUCGGGCACAAUAUGGUGUCGGUGCUGGACGGUGGCAUGAAGAACUGGCUCGUUGACGGUCACCCGCUGACCUCCGAGUGUACAACGACACCGGAGCGCAGAGAGUUCAAAGCCACGAUGAACCCGUCGUGGGUGAAGAACUACGAAGACGUGCUGGAGAACAUCCGGAGCAAGCAGGCCCAGGUUGUGGACGCUCGGUCAGCGGGAAGGUUCCGGGGGAUUGAGCCGGAGCCCAGAGAUGACACACUGCCAGGCCAUUUCCCCGGUGCAGUCAACAUGCCCUUCACAUCUUUCAUGGACGCCUCUGGAAAGGAGCUGGGAACUGAAGGCCUGUCCAGCUUGUUCAGAGAGGCAGGAGUGGACCUGGAGCGUCCACUGUGGGUCACCUGUGGUUCCGGUGUGACAGCGUGCCAUGUGGUUCUGGCCGCUCACCUGCUCGGGUACUCAGGUUUGUGCGUUUACGACGGCUCCUGGGCCGAGUGGUUCAAGAGGGCACGUCCGGAACAUAUCAUCUCAGAGGGGGAGAAAAAGAAGAUGUGAAUUAAAUGUUACUUUAACAAGGGAAUGGUUUGGUUUGCUGCCGACAAUGAGACGGAUGAAGACCAUGUGUUUAGAGCCAUGUAAUCCUGCAGAGGCCAGAAAAUGAUUUGCUACUUUCAGCAUGAAAGAACUUUAACAAUUUAGUGUAUCUACACAAAUCCAUAAACUAACAUGAAUGUAGUGUUUGAGCCGUCUUUCAAAAAAAUUUCAAGACCAGAGAAGACUGAUUCUUGGAAGAAAUAUGCACUUUGUGAAGGAUCAUAUCAAUAUUUCGCAAUAAAUGGAUUCCUUCUUUCGUCA
This is a messenger RNA of Solea senegalensis (Senegalese sole), 1266 nucleotides long. Its product is annotated as 3-mercaptopyruvate sulfurtransferase-like. Gene Ontology annotation, cellular component: mitochondrion. Gene Ontology annotation, molecular function: thiosulfate-cyanide sulfurtransferase activity. The record is from RefSeq and is a predicted model, not a curated record. NCBI's taxonomy places the organism in Eukaryota, Metazoa, Chordata, Actinopteri, Pleuronectiformes, Soleidae. The transcript has 2 exons. Gene Ontology annotation, biological process: transsulfuration. Bases 76 to 966 code for a protein of 296 amino acids.